Molecule: messenger RNA, 1311 nt
Organism: Spathaspora passalidarum NRRL Y-27907
Lineage: Eukaryota; Fungi; Ascomycota; Pichiomycetes; Serinales; Debaryomycetaceae
Exons: 1
Coding region: 1-1311 (436 amino acids)
Biological process (GO): mRNA splicing, via spliceosome
Cellular component (GO): catalytic step 2 spliceosome
Molecular function (GO): protein binding; mRNA binding
Source: RefSeq, a predicted model, not a curated record
AUGGCCAUUGUCAAUUACGAAUCAGACAGUGACAACUCGAAUCAUUCAGAUGUCGAGGCUGUAGUAACAAAGAAACAGAGGAUAGACUCGGGUAAAAAAUUGCACAUCGAUGAAACUACAUUCAACUACAACUUGUUGUCGCAAGAACGACGAGUCAAUGCAUCCGCAAAACAACGAGCUAAGGAGUUAAAGAAGAAGCGGAAAGGGGGUCCUUGGGGCGGGUACUCCGAUGACGAGGAAGAGCAAGAACAUCAAGAAGAGCCAGAGUCAGAGUCAGAGUCAGAGCCAGAACCAGAACCAGCUCCAACACAAGAAGAACCAUCCACAGUUACAACCAAAUUUGUUGGUCCCAACCAAUUCGACUACCUUGGUAGAACAUACAUGCACGCCCCUAGCCUCCCCACACCAACCACCUGUUUCACUCCAAAGACAAUCAUUCACUCAUUUGCAGCUCAUGACCACGGUAUAAACAAACUCGCAUUACUCCCCAAGUCUGGUCACUUGCUUCUAAGCUGUGGUAACGAUAGUUUAAUCAAACUCUGGCUGGUGGAAACCCACCAACUCCUUCGUAUAUUCAUGGGCCACAGCGCUUCGGUCAAGGACAUAGUUUUCAACUUUGACGGUUCUAAAUUCUUGAGUUGCGGUUACGAUAGACUCGUCAACUUGUGGAACACCGAAACAGGUGAAAUACUACAUUCAUUCAAAUUGAGUUCGCUCCCACAAGCGCUCUUAUUUCAUGGCCAAGAAUUCUUAGUUGGACUUUCCAAUAACAAAAUCGAGCAUUACAACUUGCAAGGAACCCUACUCCAAACAUAUGACCACCAUCAAGGUGGGAUAAACACCCUUGUCCAUAUCACCAAUAACAUAUUCAUGUCCACCUCAGAUGACAAAACAGUGCGAAUGUGGAAUUAUGGCAUAAACAUCCCGAUCAAAACCAUCUCUUCCCAUCUCCAACAUGCCAUGCCGGCAGGAGCAGUCCACCCCACAGCCAACUACAUCGCACUACAAUCCAUGGACAAUACCAUACGGGUGAUCCAUUCCACGGGUAAAUACAAGUACAAAAAGAGCAAGACAUUUACAGGGCACCAUUGUUCCGGGUAUGGUAUCGACAUCGCCAUUUCUCAAGACGGAAGAAUCAUAAUGAGCGGGGAUUCCAAGGGGUAUGCCUAUUUCUGGGAUUGGAAAACUGGCAAUUUGGUCAAUCGUAUAAAAUGCAGCGAUAAAGUAGUUAAAUGUAUUGUCAUGCACCCGAAACAAAAGAGUAUGGUUUAUGUUGGUGGAGAGUCAGGUGAAGUUUAUAUAUGUGAUUAA